Molecule: messenger RNA, 2816 nt
Organism: Gymnodraco acuticeps
Lineage: Eukaryota; Metazoa; Chordata; Actinopteri; Perciformes; Bathydraconidae
Gene: tbx18
Product: T-box transcription factor 18
Exons: 8
Coding region: 213-1760 (515 amino acids)
Biological process (GO): regulation of transcription by RNA polymerase II; morphogenesis of embryonic epithelium; positive regulation of DNA-templated transcription
Cellular component (GO): nucleus
Molecular function (GO): RNA polymerase II cis-regulatory region sequence-specific DNA binding; DNA-binding transcription factor activity, RNA polymerase II-specific
Source: RefSeq, a predicted model, not a curated record
GCUCUCACGGAUAACCGAGACAUUAUUACAGCUCGUGCAGGCCCCCUCUGUUUCCUCUGCUGUCUGGCUCGAGGACAGACAACACGGAAAGCACCGGACUGUCAUCGUGGAUUGCAUUUUUAAGCGACUGUGUGUGCUGAACUUUUCUUGCUCCCUGCAAGCUCGUGACGCCUGAUUCCUCCUUUCGUUCCUCUGUCUCGAGACGGAGAGAAAUGGCAGAGAAGCGGCGCUCCCCGUGCGCGCUCAGCGUCAAGGCGCACGCCUUCUCCGUAGAGUCGCUGAUCGGAGCAGAAAAGAGACGCAGGACGACCGGAGAGGAUUCCGUGUCCCCCGGCUACGAGGACGGAACCGAUGUCUCUGAUAUAACCGGGAGCCCGGGGCAGCGAGCCGACAGAGCGUGCACCAGCGACCGGGGCAGCGAGGCGGAAUGUGCAUGUGACGGAUCCCCAGAGAGCGAGGACGCGCUGCUGGAGAGCCCGCAGCCUGCAGCUCUGUGCACGGGGCCGUUGACCGGCAGCGGAGAGGAGACACGCGUGGACCUGCAGGGAGCAGACCUGUGGAAACGCUUCCACGAGAUAGGCACGGAAAUGAUCAUUACCAAGGCUGGACGGCGGAUGUUCCCCGCUAUGCGUGUGAAGAUUACGGGUUUGGACCCUCACCAGCAGUAUUACAUUGCCAUGGAUAUAAUCCCCGUGGACAACAAGCGAUAUAGGUACGUGUACCACAGCUCUAAGUGGAUGGUAGCGGGGAAUGCGGACUCUCCUGUGCCGCCCAGAGUGUACAUCCACCCUGACUCCCCGGCCUCAGGAGAGACGUGGAUGCGUCAGGUGGUCAGCUUCGACAAACUCAAGCUGACCAACAACGAGCUGGACGACCAGGGACAUGUAAGUGCAACUAUCAUUCUGCACUCAAUGCACAAGUACCAGCCGCGGGUCCAUGUCAUCCGUAAGGAGUGUGGAGAGGAGCUAUCCCCAGUGAAAGCCAUCCCUGCUGGGGAAGGCACCCGCACCUUCGCCUUCCCCGAGACUGUCUUCACCACCGUCACGGCAUAUCAGAAUCAACAGAUUACAAGGCUGAAAAUUGACAGAAACCCAUUUGCUAAAGGCUUCAGAGACUCUGGCAGAAAUCGGAUGGGGCUGGAGGCGCUGGUUGAGUCGUAUGCAUUCUGGCGUCCGUCUCUGCGAACGCUCACAUUUGAGGACAUCCCUGGCAUUACCAAGCAAGUUAUCCCAGGACUUCAUGGUGGUAUCGGACCAUCUUCUCACCUGCUCUCCACGUCCCCCUGCUCCUCACCCUUCCAGGUUUGCCCUCUCAGCCCGCCUGACUACGCCUGCAACCGCCCCAUCCACCCUCUCCACCGUUAUAGCAACCCCUCGGAGGCCUUCCAUGCUCCCAGAGGACCAUCUGCGUAUGAAGGCGAAGGAUUUUGUUCUCUGCCUCACCAUGCUUCUCAACUUGGCUAUCUAUCCAACCCCGCACCGCAGGGUUACGCUGGGCUUCGCCUCCACUCGCCGCCUUACAGCCUGUACGGUUACACAUUCCCUCCAUCACCACGCCUCGCAGCCAGCCCUGACAAAAUGGCUUCCGCUGCCAAUCAUCAGAGUCCCUUCCUUGGCUCGUCACCCAGUGGGACUCUAACGGACAGUAUGGGUGUGCAUAGUGCAGGACAACAGGGCUUCUUGUUUGACUCCCGGACUUUAGGAUUGGCAGGUAGCCAGCCGGGAGGAGGGGCCUCACAGGUCACUGCCCACAUGAGCUGAAUUUGACUCAGGACAUCUGGGGUUGUCAUGAAAAUACAACAUGACUCCCUGGAAGUGGUGGAAGUUGUUUUUGGUUCGGGAACGUUCUACGAAUAAAUCAUCUGUGUGCUGAAAAAGCAUCAGGCUGAAUUGUGGACAAAAGAUGAGUGGCAGACCGAGCCAUUGCCUAUGUGAGUUUACAGAGCUCGUUAAAACUCCUUAAACUGAAGGGAAUAUAUUAUUACCGAGUUUGUAUCUUUCAAGUAAGUUCUCUUGGACAUGCGUGUGCAGCUGCGGUAGUCAAGGAAAAAACUUAAUGCGGCUUUGGAUAAGGAGUCCAAACAAUGUAGGCCAGUGACUGAACUGGAGCUGAAUAUGGAUUGGGCAGAAACUGGGCUGGCCCUGGCACUCAAAGCAAGCACUUCACACCUGGCAGGAUGCCCUGAAGCAGAAACUAUUAUACUCACACAAUAAUACAUUGCCUCACUGAACUUGCCUACCUUUGAUGGAGUUACUGAACACUACUUUUAACUUGUUUCUAUGGGUUACAUUGACUCAAUUAAGUUCCAACAGUUCUUAAGUCAUAGCAUGCCUGGUGGUGUUCUCAUCAAGUAUUUGGAGUGACAAUCAUGUAGUCCAUGUAACACUACGGGCGGGGCCUUUUCACCACUCAGACUUUAACAAUUGAAUUACACGUAACACCAGGAGACAUUAACGUAAUGACAUCAUGGCCUUGAGAACUGUUGGAGAUAUCCCAAUGACAGUUAUGGACUGACAAGGUUGAAGCAUGGGAGGAUAAUGUGACACGGUCGUAACUGCAUAUGAUGACUCUGUACAUAGCGAGAGAAAGGAGAAGAGAUGUGUAUAUAAAGGGCUGUGUGACCCUUCUCACUUAAAAAAAACCCAAUGCACCUGCUUCUGCUCUUUAGACUGGGUCAGGUACGCAACAGCCAACACUGAACUUGACUGAAGAGCUUUUCUUUGAAAAAACACGAUAUAUCAGCACGCCCUUUGGCCGAGAACAUUAACAUGUUCUGUGACCUUUUUGAGCCGAAUAAAAUAUAUCUAUUCAUGUCA